Molecule: messenger RNA, 2556 nt
Organism: Eremothecium cymbalariae DBVPG#7215
Lineage: Eukaryota; Fungi; Ascomycota; Saccharomycetes; Saccharomycetales; Saccharomycetaceae
Exons: 1
Coding region: 1-2556 (851 amino acids)
Biological process (GO): protein deubiquitination
Molecular function (GO): cysteine-type deubiquitinase activity
Source: RefSeq, a predicted model, not a curated record
AUGCCACAUAUUGAAGAAACACAUAUUUGGUGUCGACCCAUGAGUCAGCUAUCGCAUCUUGCAGAACAGUUUGUCACAGAGAAUGGAACUGAUGCCAGUGAUAUGAAAUUGCUCUUACAGCAGUGUAUCGACACUUUAUCAAAUUAUCAGGAGGAAUGCAAGAAGAUUAAGGGAAUGCGUGGCAAUGUAAUGACUAAGGAAGUAUAUGAUUCAUAUGAGACUGCGUACGUGUACUUCAAGAUUGUUUCGCUGAUAGUGUUGAAUAAAAUCCCUAAGCUUGAAGAGUAUGGGCGUGCUAAAAGCGAUCUAAAUCAAAAUGGCAAAGAGCUGUUAGAGAUUUAUAAUAUGUUAGUCAAUCGUUUAAUCAAAGACGAGAAGAUCUCUGAGAUAAAGAAAUUUGUUAGAGGGCAUUCCAAACAGGAUAGUAAUAUGACAAAUGAUUUUGCACCUUUUGAUGUGGAAAAUGGCUCAUCAAUUUCCAGUCUGAUGUUGCAUAACUUAAUUACUACACCUGCUACUGCAACGUCGGUCUUGCUAAUUGAUAUCCGGCCACGAGUAGAUUUUGUUAAUUUUCAUAUCAAGUUUGAAUCUUUGAUCUGCAUUGAGCCAGUUUCAUUUAAGGAUAGUCAUUCAGACAUAGAUAUUGCCAAAAAAUCUAUGAUCACUAGUCCAGACAACGAAAUAGCGCUAUUCCAAGAAAGAGAUAAGUUUGAAUACAUUAUUUUAUACACCCAAGGAAGUGAGAAAAACGACUACAAUAUUCAUCAACAAGAAGUAUUAGUAGACUUGUUGAUUAACCGGUCUUUUCAAAAGUCACUAUAUAAUACUAAAAUUUUGACACUAGACGGCGGAUUUUCUAGCUGGUCUACGGCAUAUCCCAAUCUAUGUGAAUCUUUCCAGGGUGAUAGUGUUUACAUCAAUGGUGAUACGUCGAGUUUGAGUUUACAGUCAAUGCCACAGGCUGCACCUCAAAAUAAAUACAAUCCUAUUUUCCAAUCAAUGUUCUCCAAGAAUGGUGAAGCGAACGAUAUUACUAGGAGUCCCCUUCAUUUUCCGCUUCAACAACAGUCAAAAUUAAAACGAACACCAAGUUUUAAAGACUAUUUUAAGGGGUCAAAUUCGACUUUAACUUUAAAUGAGAGACCUGGUAGCGUUCCGCCACAGUUUCAAAAUGGCUUUGCAAAUUAUCCAGAAACUCCAAAAUUGAUAAGCAGUAAUGAAUACAUGAAAUCUUUACCUCAGAUAUCUCCAAUUACAUCGAAAGCACUAACAACUGCAUCUCGUGGACUUUCGGCUGUUGGUGGAUCUAAAAGCUCUCCUCAAAGUAAUACAUCGAAUUUACUAAACCCAAGUGCAUCUCCAUUAAAACGAAAUGAAAAUAGUGUGGGAUUUAGUUCAAUGAAAUCUCCGGGACAAGAAUGGGCAAUGUUAACCGCUUUCAAUUUAAAUUUUAGUGUGGGACUUGUGAAUUGUGGUAAUUCAUGCUAUAUGAGCUGCAUUAUACAGUGCUUGCUUGGCACUCAGGAGUUAUGCACAAUGUUUUUAAACAAUUCUUAUCAAAACCAUAUAAAUUUGAACAGCAGGCUAGGGUCUAAGGGUGUUUUAGCAAGAUAUUUCUCUCAGCUAAUCCAUCAAAUGUAUCAACAGGGGAAAGACAUACGUAAAACUUCAGGCACCGAAAAAACAGCAGUUCUACCUGCCCAAUUUAAGAUUGCUUGUGGGUCAAUAAACGCUCUCUUUAGAGAUAGGUCACAGCAAGAUUGUCAAGAAUUUUGCCAAUUUCUCUUGGAUGGUCUACAUGAAGACUUAAACCAAUGUGGGAACAACCCUCCAUUAAAGGAACUAUCAGAAAAGGCAGAGAAGAUGAGGGAAAUGAUGCCCAUGCGAAUUGCAUCCUCAAUUGAAUGGGAGAGGUACUUAACCACUGACUUUAGUGUGAUAGUUGAUUUAUUCCAAGGUCAGUAUGCUUCACAAUUACGAUGUAAAGUAUGCGGCAGGACAUCCACAACCUAUCAGCCCUUCUCCGUGCUCUCGGUACCAGUCCCCAGUUCAAGACAGUGUACUAUUAUUGACUGCUUUACAGAAUUUACCAAAGUUGAAACGCUUGAUCUUGAUGAACAAUGGUCAUGUCCCGAUUGCAAGAAAAGGCAGCCAUCCACAAAGAAGAUCACAAUAACAAGGCUUCCCAGAAAUUUAAUCAUUCACCUCAAAAGAUUUGACAAUAUGUUAAAUAAGAACAAUGUGUUUGUUUCUUAUUCUGCAGUGCUGAAUUUAACAUCUUUUUGGGCUAAUGAUUAUGACAAGAAAGUUAUGAACAAUAACAACGUUGAACUACCUUCGCGGGGUCAAGUUCCCCCAUUCAAUUAUCAGCUUUACGGGGUAGCUUGCCACACAGGUACACUAUAUGGUGGUCAUUAUACAGCUUAUGUUAAUAAAGGUGCUACAUUAGGUUGGUGCUAUUAUGACGACACCAACUGGAGGCAAAUUAGGAGUUCCAACGAAUACAUUUCACAGAACGCAUACGUAUUAUUUUAUCACCGCAUUCAUGGUUCAUGA